AUGCAUAUUUUUCAAACUACUGUUAGAUUUUUGGGGCAUAAUAUCGAAAAGGGAAAAAUCACUCCUAUUCAAAGAAGCAUAGAAUUUGCAUCUAAAUUCUCUGAUAUCAUUACAGAUAAAACACAGCUUCAGAGAUUUUUAGGAAGCUUAAAUUAUAUUUCUCCUUUUAUAAAGGACUGGGCAAAAGAUGCUGCCCCAUUAUAUGAAAGACUUAAGAAAAAUGCUAAGCCAUGGACAGAUGAUCAUACGAAAGUUGUCCAACAGAUUAAAAGCAAGGUUAAUAACCUUCCAUGUCUUGUUCUAGCUAAUGCCAGUUGGAAUAAAAUUGUUGAAACAGAUGCCUCUGAUAUAGGCUAUG
Messenger RNA from Solanum lycopersicum (tomato), 358 nucleotides. NCBI's taxonomy places the organism in Eukaryota, Viridiplantae, Streptophyta, Magnoliopsida, Solanales, Solanaceae. The record is from RefSeq and is a predicted model, not a curated record.